Scomber japonicus (chub mackerel) is the source of this 2610-nucleotide messenger RNA. Its product is annotated as 5-hydroxytryptamine receptor 3A-like. NCBI's taxonomy places the organism in Eukaryota, Metazoa, Chordata, Actinopteri, Scombriformes, Scombridae. Gene Ontology annotation, cellular component: synapse; membrane; neuron projection. Gene Ontology annotation, molecular function: neurotransmitter receptor activity; extracellular ligand-gated monoatomic ion channel activity; transmembrane signaling receptor activity. The transcript has 17 exons. Bases 1 to 2610 code for a protein of 869 amino acids. The record is from RefSeq and is a predicted model, not a curated record. Gene Ontology annotation, biological process: nervous system process; chemical synaptic transmission; signal transduction.
AUGCAGGCUGUGUUUGACCUACAAUCCUUCAGGCCGGCAGUGAACCUCAGCAAUCCCACUAUAGCCAACAUCUCUUUCACGCUGUAUGCUGUCCUGGGGGUGAAUGAGAAGACCCAGAUACUCACUACUUUCCUGUGGCUGAGACUGUACUGGAACCACGAGUUCCUGGUUUGGGAUCCAGAUGAGUGUGACGGUAUCAGUAGGAUUUCUCUCCCUGUGAAGCAACUCUGGUCUCCAGACAUCAUCAUUUAUGAAUUUGUGGACGAUGAUGUCUCCCAAGCAUGUCCUUACGUCUACAUCAACCACACAGGCCACAUUCGUUGGGACAGGAUGCUCCGGCUUGUUUCAGCCUGCAACCUGGAGAUCUUCAGUUUUCCUUUUGAUGUGCAGAAUUGCACAUUUACCUUUGGUUCCUAUAUGCACACCAUAAGGGAUGUGAGGGUGAGCCCAGCCCUGACCUUUGAAGAGAUGUCUGGAAACUCAAAACGUUAUCUGGAGGCCAGUGGAGAGUGGGAACUUGUGGACAUACUGGGAGAGACCUCCAUUCUCAAGUUUGGCAUUGAUGAGUGGGACAUUAUCACUUUCUGGGUGGUCAUAAAGCGGCGUCCAGUGCUCUAUGUGGUCAACCUGCUGAUCCCCAGCUCCUUCCUCAUGCUUAUCGACAUCCUGUCUUUCUACCUGCCUCCCCACAGUGUGGACCGCGCCUCCUUCAAGAUGACCCUUAUCCUGGGCUACACUGUCUUCCUGCUCAUCAUGAAUGACCUGCUACCCAGCACAGCAAAUGGCACACCCAUCAUAGGUAUCUAUUUCUCUGUGUGUCUGGCCCUCAUGGUAAUCAGUCUACUGGAGACCGUCAUCAUUACUAAUGUUCUCCACCACAACUCCAUGAAAUUCCAAGAGGUUCCACACUGGGUGAGGGUUGUUGUCCUCAAACACAUAGCGAACCUAAUCUGUUACCACUGGCAGGAGGACAUCCCACCUCCCACUAUACCUCAAAAGGAUAAACCUGAAAGCUUAAAUGAUUCAGGUCCAUCCAUCCAACCAGUGAGCCAGACAACUGACCAGCAUCCAACCAGCAAUGCCGGUACUCUGCCCGAACUGCAACAGAUCUGCCAGUACCUGGGUGACCUACGUGCCCAUCUCACCUCGCUGCAGAAGGAGAGUGAGCUGCAGGACCAGUGGUGUCAUGUUGGAUAUGUCCUCGACUUCCUACUUUUCCGCAUCUAUCUGCUGCUUAUCUCCUGCUAUGCCCUGGGCUGGUUCCUAGAUGGGACACACCUGGGCCCAGUGUGUGCCAUGUAUAAAAGCCAGAAGCUGCCAGUUCAGAUCUCUCUUCUGCCUGACACGCUCCUGUAUUAUCCACUUAACAUAACCAUCAGUAUCAAUGUGGUGGGAAUUUUAGAAGUGGAUGAAAAACUCCAAACCCUGACAGUAUUCUUAUGGCAAAUGCUGGAGUGGGACAUAGAGGGACUGAGCUGGGAUGAGAAAGAAUGUGGAACUAAAAGAGUCUCUGUCCCUUGGGAAAAGCUUUGGAUCCCAGAUGUCCAAAUCACUGAGUUCAUGGACGAGGACAAAUCUCCCAAAAGUCCAUAUGUCUACAUACACAACACAGGUCAGGUUUUUGAUAGUAAGCCGAUCAGAGUGAUCAGUUCCUGCCGAUUAGUAAUCUACACAUUCCCCUUCGAUAUCCAAAACUGCUCUCUGACGUUUGGAUCCCAUGUUCACACUGAUUCAGACAUAAGGAUGAUUCAAGGCCAUACAGCUGAGGAGAUCCUGAACGAGUCCAGAGAUGUGAUAGAGACCAAUGGGGAAUGGGAGCUUGUGGACAUCAAAUUAGCUCCAAAUACUCUGGUGUUAGAUGAGGGGACCUUCUCUAAGGUCAUAUACUAUAUUGUUUUAAGACGUAGGCCAAUCCUGUACAUUGUGAACAUCCUGAUGCCCAGCUGCUUCCUCGUCACAGUGGACAUUUUCAGCUUCCUGUUGCCUCCUCAUAGUGUGGACAGAUGCGCCUUCAAGAUGACCCUCAUUUUGGGCUACACAGUCUUCUUGCUAAUCAUGCAUGACCUGCUGCCUGUCACUGGAUAUACAACACCUCUCCUGAAUGUUUUAUUCUCAAUGAGUUUCGCUCUGAUGGUGAUCAGUCUGUUGGAAACCAUAUUUAUCACUAAUAUCCAAUGUAGCUCCAGCCAGUACAGUACAGUGCCUCACUGGCUCAGUGUCUUUGUGCUACAGUAUCUAGCUGUAGUUGUUUGUCUCCCCUCAAAAAAGAAGAGUAACCACGUCACCGUCUCCCUUUUCUCACCUGAGAGAGGUUCAGCAAUGAAUACAUGCAUCAUCCCAACAAUUGAGCUUCAAAGCACCGCUGGUAAUACACCUUCAGUAAAGUCCCCUCAAGAGCUGACUGCGGAUGAACUGAGGAAGCUCAGCAAUGAUCUCAAGGCCAUCCGCCUCCAGAUGGAAAAACAUUUAGAGGGAAACAAAAUCUCACAGGAGUGGUACAUGAUCGGCAUAGUCACGGACCGUCUUCUGUUUGGCAUGUACAUUGUCUUCAUGUUGGUCAGCUUUAUUACCAUUACAUGUAUCUGGGUUUUAAGUAAGUACAUGUAUUAG